AUGGUGAUCUUGCCCGCUUUGACCGUACCUACUACCUCAGCACUACCAAAAGAUGAGUUGGAAGUUAAAAUAUCAGGAAUAGCAAGACCAACGAUACCUCAAAAUGAGAAAGCAGUCAACCUUCUCAAGCGAGGAGCUGGAUCACCACCACGUAGGAUGACUGUAGCAGAACACAAUAAUCAUAUACACGAAGGUGGCUACGUUUUCGCUACAUCAGAUGGCAAGCCUCCGAAUGGACAGAAUAAACAUCCUUAUGUUCCCAAAUCUAAACCUGCUGCUGCACCUCAACAACAGCAUCAAGCGCCCGCACAAUUACCUAGAAGGACAGAAAAGCAUUUACCAGAUUCUCAGAAAAGACCUGUAGAGAUGUUGUAUGGAGGCAGCACGAAAGGUUCGCCUGCUAGAGUUGUCAUGAAGCAACCAGGAGGCGGCGUUGCACCUGCAAAAACGCCUAGAACGGAAAGGGUUAUGAACAAGGUUACGGGCGGUCUUAAAAAGAUUGGCAAUGCAUUUAGUGGUCGUAAACAUUGA
This is a messenger RNA of Meira miltonrushii, 531 nucleotides long. RefSeq lists its product as uncharacterized. The transcript has a single exon. The coding region runs from base 1 to 531 and encodes 176 amino acids. The record is from RefSeq and is a predicted model, not a curated record. Lineage: Eukaryota; Fungi; Basidiomycota; Exobasidiomycetes; Exobasidiales; Brachybasidiaceae.